AUGUCGUUCCUUCGAUGGAUGGGAAUGAGCUCUCAGGGCUCUUCUAGCCGCAGGAAGGAUUCUGGCGACCAUCCGAUGACACCGAAUGAAUAUCCCAUUGUUCCAUCAACUGAUCGCUUUUUUGGUUUAACAAAUUUUGGUAAUACUUGUUAUGUGAGUUCUGUUCUUGUUUCACUGUUUCACCUGAAACAAUUUCGUAAGACUUUGAGCGAGUUUCCUUCGAAAGCAAUGGCUCCAAAUUUCAAAAGUGUCUGUGGAAACAACCCAACUAAUGAACCGGCUUCUUCUCAUAAUCAUCACAGUCAUCACACGAAGAAAAAGGACAAAGGCGAUGGCCGAAAGCUUUCCUCUCAACAAUCGUACAAUAGUUGCGGCUGUGCUGAUAUUCUCACGUUUAACGAAAUUGCUGCAAAACAUAAGAUUUCAGUUGACGAAUCUGGUUCUCAGGCAUAUGGCAUGGACGAGAAUAUUUUUACUGCAUUAAAGGAUUUGUAUGAAUCCAUUGCUACUUGUGAGUGCCGGUACGGUGUUUGUUCACCAACACGAUUUAUACAAGUGUUGCGCAGAGAUAAUGAACUGUUUCGUGCAACUCAACAGCAAGAUGCACACGAAUUUUUGUAUUUUCUUCUGAAUGCUAUUGAAGAAAUUAUCAACGAGUAUUAUCGCUCGCAUUCCGAAACAUCAGGUCCUAAUUGGAUUCAUUCUUUGUUCGGCGGCAUUUUAACCAGCGAGACGAAAUGUCUUACAUGCGAAAAUGUAACCUCUCGCGAAGAAUCAUUCUUAGAUUUAAGUAUUGACAUUGAGGAUUUCUCUUCCGUCUCUUCGUGUCUGCGAACGUUUUCUUCUGCAGAAAUGCUGUCCUCCAAAAAUAAAUUUCACUGCGAUGCUUGUCGAAGUUUACAAGAGGCAGAGAAGCGUAUCAAGUUAAAGCAGCUUCCUCAAAUUUUGGCCCUUCAUUUGAAACGAUUUAAUUAUUCUGAGCAACAAUCUGGUCAUGCAAAGCUGUUUCAUACAGUAGCGUAUCCGAGCGAACUGCGUCUUCCAAAUACGACUGAAGAUGCUGAAGACGCAGAUCGACUAUACGAACUUUCUGCAAUCAUUGUCCAUAUAGGAGGAGGGCCCCAUCAUGGCCACUAUGUUGCUAUUGUACGUACCACAUCUUGCGGUUGGGUUUUGUUUGAUGAUGAAACGGUUACACCCGUUGAUGAUAGUUUCAUUCGAAAGUUUUUUGGUGACCAACCUGGAGAGGCAACAGCUUAUGUUUUAUUCUACACAGCAAAAGAAGAAGAGACUCCUUCGUCCGACGACGGCUCUAUGAGUGCCACGCCCACGACGAGUAAUUCGAACGAUGCCUAUCGCUCAUCUCAAUCGCCAGCUUCUAAUUCCCUUACUUCUCAAAUGGCACAACUUGACAUACUUCCACCAUCACAUAUCACUGCAUCUCCCACUUUCUCAGACACUAUUGAGGUUCCCCAACGUCCUGCUCCCGUUCCCAUUCAUGCACCUUCCGCUGCUCGCAUAACGACUCCUCAACGUGCAACUACCUUCUCCUCUCGUUCCAAGAGCUUCAAAAAAGAACCACACUCUUUCCUUUCCUCCUUUAAUGGAAACAGAAACUCAUUCAUCACUUCCCCAGAAACAACUUUAAAAUCACCCAGUUUCCCCAUCGAUGGAAAAGACAUGUUCGACGUUCCGCAGCCCAACAAACGUUUUCAUAAAAGCGCUUUCAGGUCUCUUCGUUAUCGAAAGUAG
Messenger RNA from Schizosaccharomyces japonicus yFS275, 1752 nucleotides. Its product is annotated as ubiquitin carboxy terminal hydrolase Ubp9. NCBI's taxonomy places the organism in Eukaryota, Fungi, Ascomycota, Schizosaccharomycetes, Schizosaccharomycetales, Schizosaccharomycetaceae. Gene Ontology annotation, biological process: protein deubiquitination; endocytosis; ubiquitin-dependent protein catabolic process. The record is from RefSeq and is a predicted model, not a curated record. The transcript is spliced from 5 exons. The coding region runs from base 1 to 1752 and encodes 583 amino acids. Gene Ontology annotation, molecular function: cysteine-type deubiquitinase activity; metal-dependent deubiquitinase activity; deubiquitinase activity.